This is a messenger RNA of Chaetomium strumarium, 1661 nucleotides long. Its product is annotated as acyltransferase. The record is from RefSeq and is a predicted model, not a curated record. Bases 93 to 1541 code for a protein of 482 amino acids. The transcript has a single exon. Lineage: Eukaryota; Fungi; Ascomycota; Sordariomycetes; Sordariales; Chaetomiaceae.
CCCAGACGCGCCCAUCACCCAACGUGACCCAAGGCACAGGCGACAUCCACAUCUCACGAAAGAACACCGGCACCCGAUUCCACUCCUCAACCAUGCCCCGCGCCGACGUCUAUCAGCUGCGGCCCUUUGGCUGGGAGAACGACCCGGAGGAGGAGCGGUUCAAGGUGACGACGCUCGACUACCUGACAGCGUGCACUUACAACAACUACGCGCUCUUUUUCCGACUCGAUGACGCGGACAAGGAGAAGGCGGCAGCAACGCUGAAGGAGGGCCUCGAGCGGACGCUCAGCCAGGCGCGCCACUAUGUCGGCACCAUUGAGAAGGAUCCCGAGGGCGGCCACUCGUUUGUCAAGAAGAAGUACAGCACGGUGCGCUUCAUCGUGCAGUGGCUGGACGCGCCCGAGGACGCGGCCCAGUACCCGUCCAUCGACGACAUCGAGCGGGCCAACUACAGCGCGGUGACGCUGGGCGACCUCGACACGUGGAGCGUGCCGCCCAUGACGUACGGCGAGAAGGCCGAGGCGCAUCCGGACAACCGACCGGUCGUGUCGGCCUUCAAGGCCAACUUUGUGCGCGGCGGGCUCGUCUUCAACAUGCACCACCACCACUACGCCAACGACGUGAUGGGCUGGGCCGGCUUCACGCACCAGCUGGCCGAGAACUGCCGGGCCGCGCUGACCAAGACGGCCUUCCCGGCCUGGGACCCGGUCUGUCUCGAUCUUUCGCGCCUUACCAAGAAGGAGGUGCCCGAGGAGGCCAAGGUGAACGGCCCGCCGCCGGCCGAGCGGCAUCCCGGCCACAAGGUCGGCCAGUCGCUGCUGUUCCACCUGCCCAAGAGCAAGGCCGCCGAGCUCAAGAAGCUGGCCGCGCCCACCGACGGCUCGUGGAUCUCGACGUACGACGCCUUCUCGGCCUUCAUCUGGCGCACGCUGACGCGGCUGCGCGUGCCCGUCUUCCAGCCGGACCCGGCGUCGCACCUCUUCUGGGCCGAGGCGGUCGACAUGCGGCGGCGCAUGCACAGCCCCAAGGUGCAUCCGCGCAUUCAGCACAACGUCAUGUACGCGGCGCUGUCCAACACGGCGCCGGUGCCGCAGCUCACGGUCGACGACAUCCUCCACGCGCCGCUGUCGAGGCUCGCGUCAUACAUCCGGCAGAUGACCAACAGCGUGACGCAGGAGAACCUGGACAAGACGCUCGACAUGGUGGCGCUGGUGCGCGACAAGACCAGCCUCAACAUCCGCAUCGACUCGCACCCGCCCAUGUCGAUCCUGCAGACCGACCACCGCGACGCCAACAUCGUCUCGGCCGACUUUGGCUUUGCCACGCCCCUGACGUACCGCCACCUGCUGGACCGCGUCACCGAGGGCGUUAUCAUCGUCUACCCGACCCGCAACAACAGCCCGGACUCGGACGAGGGCCCGGAGUUCUCCAUCGCCUACGAGAAGCAUCUGGCCCAGGACCUCAUCAACGACGCCGAGUUCCGCAAGUACUUCGAGUACCGGGGCAUCGACGCCGAAGACGCCGGCAAGGUGGGUGCAUAAUUAAAAGGACAUGGGAUGGGAUUUUGUGAGCUCGGGGAGUUGCCGUGUAAGGACGCUAUGAGUGAUGAAAAUUGACGACACUUACCUUAUCUACUCAAUACCUCUGUGUCGCUCUCUCUU